UUUGAUUACACUGCCAGUGCUAGUGGCGUGCGUAUUUGAUUUACAAAGUCGCUAUAUAUAAUUUAAGUUUUAGUGCUGUGAUUAUUAUUGUAUAUCUUUUAUAUUUUUAUACGAAUUUAGUGUGUAAGUGAAACAAGUGCGAGUUUAUUCUUUUCGCAUCGGAACAAUUUCGCAGGAUUGUGGUAGAUGUUGUGAUCUUAGGUUUUGUGGAUUAUUCAUUAGUGACAAUGGCAGACAAUACCAAAUUAACUGAUGAGGAGAGGGCUGACAUCCGCGAGCAGUUUACUCAGCUGGACACGAGCGGCAAUGGUUACAUCGACCUGAAGGAGCUUAAAGACGCGCUGGAUAGCGUCGGUUACAAAAUACCACAAUGGAAGGUUCGGUGUAUGAUAGAGGAGUACUACGACAACGGGCCGAAGCAGCACGGGCGCGGCGUCAACGGCAGUAUGAACGGCGACGCGCGCAAAAACGGCAUGUCUCUCUCGGAAUUCGAGGAGCUCUGUGCCAACCUCAAGGCCCAGCAGGUGUCCAGCACAUUCAAACAGGCUGUCAGUAAAAAGGAAAACCUGGAACACCUUGGUGGCAUGAGCGAAGCGUCUAGCGAUGGCACAACACACUCUGUUCGCCUGGAGGAGCAGAUGGCUUUCUCGGGCUGGAUCAACAGUAACCUGGAGAACGACCCCGACUUGAAGCACCUGCUGCCGAUCGACGCCGAGGGCAAGCAGCUCUAUGAAAAGCUGAAGGACGGUCUCAUCCUUUGUAAAGUGAUAAACCACUCAUGCCCCGACACGAUAGACGAGCGCGCCAUCAACAAGAAGAACCUCACUCUCUACACCAAACACGAGAACCUCACUCUCGCUCUAGUUUCCUCGCAGGCCAUCGGCUGCAACAUCGUCAACAUCGAUGCUCAUGACUUGGCCAAAGGCAAACCCCACUUGGUGCUGGGUCUGUUGUGGCAGAUCAUCCGUAUUGGUCUGUUCAACCAGAUCACCUUGGAGCACUGUCCUGGCCUUACCGAACUGCUUAACGAUGAGGAGCGCAUCGAGGACCUCAUGGCGCUGUCUCCGGAAGCCAUCUUGCUGCGCUGGGUGAACCACCAGCUUCAGUCGGCCGGCAUCACGCGCCGCUGCACCAACUUCCAGCAGGACGUCGCCGACUCCGAGAUCUACUCCUACCUGCUGAAGCAGAUCGCGCCGCAGGACGCCAACGUCACCCUGGACGCCCUCAGGGAACAAGACCUCCUCCGCCGCGCCGAGCUGAUGCUGCAGCAGGCCGCCAAGCUCCGCUGCCGCGCCUUCGUGUCGCCCGCCGACGUGGUGGGCGGCGUCUACAAGCUCAACCUGGCCUUCGUGGCCAACCUGUUCAACCAGCACCCCUGCCUGCAGCGCCAGAGCGAGGACGACGCCCAGCUGCACCAGCUGGAUGAGACUAGGGAGGAGAAGACGUAUCGCAACUGGAUGAACUCGAUGGGUGUGGCGCCGCACGUGAACUGGCUGUACGCCGACCUGACGGACGGACUCGUCAUCUUCCAGCUGUACGACAUCAUCCGCCCCGGCAUCGUCAACUGGAAGAAGGUGCAUCGUCAGUUCUCUAAGCUGCGCAAGUUCAUGGAGCGGCUGGAGAACUGCAACUACGCCGUGGAGCUCGGCCGCCAGCUCGGCUUCUCGCUCGUCGGCAUCGCCGGCGCCGACAUCAACGAGGGCAACGCCACGCUCACGCUCGCUCUGAUUUGGCAACUAAUGCGCGCCUACACCCUGUCGGUGCUGACGCGGCUGGCCAACACGGGCAACCCCAUCAUCGAGAAGGAGAUCGUGCAGUGGGUCAACAACAAACUGGCAUCCGCCGGCAAGAAUUCAUCCAUCAAGAGCUUCCAGGAUGAGGUGCUCGCGGACGGCAAGGUGGUGAUCGAUCUGAUCGACGCCAUCAAGCCUGGAGCUAUCAACUACGAUCUGGUGCUACCUGGUGGCAAGGAAGAGGAGAACCUUGCGAACGCGAAGUACGCCGUGUCCAUGGCGCGCCGUUGUGGGGCCCGCGUGUACGCGCUGCCCGAGGACAUCACGGAGCGCAAGCCCAAGAUGAUCAUGACCGUGUUCGCCUGCCUCAUGGCGCUCGACUACAUACCCACCAUGGACGCGCCUGUACACGCGUCGCAACCGGCGGCGUUCCUCGACGACUCCCUAGAGGUCGAGAUAAUCGAGGAGAGUUUCGACGAAGCACCCGAGUCCUACAUCGACCAAAACCUGGUGGACGAGGCCGAACCCGAGUCCUACAUCGACCAGAACCUGGUAGAGUUAGGCGAGUUUGAGGACUCUGGCCUGGGCUCGCCAAUGGACAAACCUCCACUGCCGCCCAAGCCUUUGAUGAAUAGAUCCGCGUCUGUCAAUUCUACUACGUAUAAUUUUGCUAAAGACUAGCAGAAUUUUAACAAUUCCAUACACAAAUUCGUACUAGUAAGAUUACGAAGAAUUUCCAUUCCUUUAUGAAUGAUGCAUUUUUUACUAGUUAUAUAUAUCUAACGGGUAGUUAAACUUAGGUACUUUUAUCAGUUGUAUCUAGUAAGUAAUGUUGCGUUGCGAAAUGCAAUUGGAACACCGAACAACGACUACUACUAAGAAUUAGGGAAAACCUCACUACAUCCCCUUUGAGAAUUCGUGGUAGUAAAAGUGGGAAUAAGCUGUUCAAUUUGCAGAUACAUUUAUGAGAUGUUUAAUUGUUUUAGUAUAUUAUUUAUUUUAUUUGCUAGCACUAUUGUAGUCUCCUAUAGGAGUAAAGCAAAGAGGAUAAAGAAGAUAUUAUAGAGCGGUACUGUCAUAGUAAAUUUUGUAACCACAGUAAAUUCACUGCCAUCUAUCGACACACUUUAAAACUAAAAAUGAAGAUUUAUAAAAAUACGAUAAAAUCUAUUUAAACAUGGAUAAAUGAUUUUUUUAAUUUGCAUUAAUUAUUUUUAUUAUUUUGACCCAUGUUCUUUCACUGAUAUGCGUUAAAAUGGUUAAAUAUCAAACGAAACCGUCAACGCCCUCUAUACGAGAGUAGGCCAAAGGUAGUAGCGACAUCUGAUCGAGAAUCAAAUUUUCGAGGCACGUUUUUUUCUUAGACUGUCCAUCUAUCUAUUACGGAGUUAUAUCUAUCUUUGGAGUAAAGGGAUCAAGGGAUGUCGUAGGUACGUAAUGGGAAUCGAAUUUAUAUAAUUUUGUUUUUAUUUUAUUUAUGCAGAAAUUUUAUUCUUAGUUAAUAAGCAAAGUUUUAAUAUACGAUUUUUCACUUUUA
This is a messenger RNA of Cydia strobilella, 3270 nucleotides long. It is a transcript of the gene Fim, whose product is annotated as plastin-1. Gene Ontology annotation, molecular function: actin filament binding; calcium ion binding. Bases 228 to 2414 code for a protein of 728 amino acids. The transcript has 15 exons. The record is from RefSeq and is a predicted model, not a curated record. Gene Ontology annotation, cellular component: cytoplasm; actin filament bundle; actin filament. Lineage: Eukaryota; Metazoa; Arthropoda; Insecta; Lepidoptera; Tortricidae. Gene Ontology annotation, biological process: actin filament network formation; actin filament bundle assembly.